Messenger RNA from Drosophila pseudoobscura, 1002 nucleotides. RefSeq names its product pleckstrin homology domain-containing family A member 8. Gene Ontology annotation, cellular component: cytoplasm. The transcript is spliced from 5 exons. Gene Ontology annotation, molecular function: lipid transfer activity. Gene Ontology annotation, biological process: intermembrane lipid transfer. The record is from RefSeq and is a predicted model, not a curated record. Bases 219 to 818 code for a protein of 199 amino acids. Lineage: Eukaryota; Metazoa; Arthropoda; Insecta; Diptera; Drosophilidae.
AAGCAGCGAGCAGCGAGCAGCGAACGGCGAACGGCGAAAAGCGAAGAGCACAGCGGGAACGGAAGGCAGCGGUAGCACCGAACGGGGUUCAAUAGUGAAAACUGAUUCGACAAAGUAGAGUUGAAAUAUUCGUAGUUUGGUGCAGGCAGAGGUGUUGAGCAGACGCAGACCCAGACGCAGCGAACUCAAGAACCCAAGAACCAAAGAACUCGAGAACCAUGAGCGCAUCAGCAGCACGCAUACAAUUCAAGGCGCUGAAGGGAUUUCCGGGCAAUGCCGCCGAUAAGAUCGAAACUCGAGCGUUCCUCGACGCCGCCCUAGAGAUAGUGACAGUUAUAGAAACCUUUGGCAAGCUAUUUACGCCCGUGAUUAACGACAUGAAUGGAAAUAUAGAUAAAUUAAGCAGAGUCUACGGCGAGAAUGUGCUCAAGCACCAUUAUCUGGAGGAUAUGAUCGUCCUGAAUAUAAAGGGGGAGAACGUGGCCCCCAAUGCCCUGCUCUGGCUGAAGCGGGGCCUCCAGCUGAUUUGCAUCUUCUUCGAGAACAUCUACAACGAUGACCAGAAGCAGGAGGCGCUCAAGCAUCAUCUGCAGAAUGCCUACGAGCGCACCCUGAAGCAGUACCACGGUUUUAUCGUGCAGAGUACCAUUAAGAUCAUUUACGCAUGGGUACCCACACGCAAGCAGCUGCUCGGUCAGGGCGAGGAUCAGGAGGAGAACCUCGUUGUCAUGUCCGACUACUUGCCCACCAUGCGGGCCCAGUUGAACAAGAUAGAUGCACUGCUCAAGGCUCACAACCUAGAUGAAGCGCCCCACUAGCUGGUGCCGUGGGAUGCUCAUUCCCGUUUGGAUGAUUUUUGCUUGCCCCUUAGACGCGCACUUACUCUGCACAGUUGCAUCUAGCUUGUAGCUAAAAGUAGCCUAUUUUUAUUUUAUUUUAUUUUAUGCUGUUAGAGAGGGUUGUUGUCGCUAACAACACAAUAAACCUCAGAGCUUUAGUCCA